Messenger RNA from Gryllus bimaculatus (two-spotted cricket), 486 nucleotides. Lineage: Eukaryota; Metazoa; Arthropoda; Insecta; Orthoptera; Gryllidae. The record is from the annotation of a GenBank genome assembly.
AUGUUGGAUAAAAAGAAUGAAAUGAUGAAAUGUGAAGAGCAAGGAGCGAGAAAUUCUGAGAAAAAUGUCAUAAAACAAGAACAGGAAUAUUGUAAACUACUGUUUGAAAGAAUACAUGAAAUAUUACGUGUUGACACAUCUCAAUACUUCCGAAGGAAAGGCUUGGAAAUGAAGACACUGGAAUUUAAUUCAAGCACGCAAAAUAUAUCUAUGAACAUUCUAGGUGUUCUUGAAGACCAGACCAUGCAACUUGAAAGCUUUUGGCAUGGAUUGUAUUUUGGCCUGAGUCUUGUUCCAGCCACUCAUAUAGUUCACCAACUGGUGUGGUUAUUCUCAACGCACAAGAAUGUAAAAGAAACUACUACUACUACUACUACUGCUACUGCUACUGCUACUGCUACUGCUACUGCUACUGCUACUGCUACUGCUGACUGGCUAUGCUACUGGGCUUACUGUACUGCUACUGUACUGACUACGCUACGCUAG